AUGUCUUUUUCAAAUGAUGCGCCGUCGCAGCGGCGGAAUCCCUUCUUAAGGACGGGCUCUCCGGCUGCUACACCGGCUACCAACGGCCGACCCAAGUCUGCGCUCUUCUCUCCUCAAGCGCCAAGCAGUCCUUCACAUAACCGGUCUCACUCGGGCAAUCCCUUGGGAGUAGUAUUGACUCCUCCGGCGAUAAAGAAUGGGCGACGAGAUUCGCGGAGUGGCACUCCGACCUCGGGCACAUUUGCUCCCGCUUUCAUCAAAACUGAGGAAAUGAUGCGGGGUUACGACACCGUCAAAGGCAUCGAAGGCGAAAACGAUUUUUCCGGCAAGCGCUACGUGUGGCUUAAGGAUCCCGAAGAAGCUUUUGUCAAAGGAUGGGUUGUGCAAGAGAAGCCAGACGGCAACCUAGUCGUUCAGCUCGACGACGGCAGUCAACGAGAGGUUGAUCCUGAAGGCUUUGACAAGGUCAAUCCUACGAAAUUCGACAAGGCCAAUGACAUGGCAGAGCUCACGCACCUCAAUGAAGCCUCCGUGGUACACAACCUCCGCAUCCGAUAUCAGUCCGACCUCAUUUACACAUACUCCGGCCUCUUCCUGGUCACCGUUAAUCCAUACUGCCCAUUACCCAUAUAUACAAAUGAGUACAUCAACAUGUACCGGGGAAGAAGUCGAGAGGACACCAAACCGCACAUCUUUGCCGUUGCAGACGAGGCAUUCCGCCAUUUGGUCGACGAAGGCUCGAAUCAGAGUAUCCUGGUUACCGGUGAAUCCGGAGCCGGCAAAACUGAGAAUACCAAAAAGGUCAUCCAAUAUCUCGCCGCCGUGGCCCAAUCUGACCCAUCCAGCAAGAACCGCGGCCAACACGACAAUCUUUCGCAACAAAUUCUCCGUGCCAAUCCAAUACUCGAGGCUUUCGGCAAUGCUCAGACUGUUCGAAACCACAACUCCUCGCGUUUCGGCAAAUUCAUUCGGAUCGAGUUCAACCGCAAUGGUGCCAUUACCGGCGCACACAUCAACUGGUAUCUGCUCGAAAAGUCAAGAGUCGUUCGCAUUAAUAGCCAAGAACGCAACUACCAUAUCUUUUACCAGCUUCUCAAGGGCGCAAACGCGCGUAUGAAGAAGGAAUUCCUACUCGACGGUCGUGACACGGGCGAUUUUUCAUAUACACGAGACGGCAAUGACAGCAUUGUUGGGGUUUCAGACACGGAAGAGUGGGAUACGCUUAUGGAGGCUUUCCAAGUCAUGGGCUUUUCUGAACAGGAUCAAAUGUCCAUUCUGCGAACCGUUGCGGCUGUUCUGCACCUUGGCAACGUUGAGGUCAUGAAAGAGAGUCGAAGUGCUGACCAGGCAUCUCUCUCUGCCGACGCAAAAGCGCAGGUGGCCAAGGUCUGUAAGCUCCUCGGUGUGCCCGUGGAGCCCUUUAUUCGUGGCCUGCUACAUCCCAGGGUCAAGGCCGGUCGUGAAUGGGUAGAGAAGGUGCAGACCCCCGAACAGGUCCGUCUCGCCCUCGACGCACUGGCCAAGGGUAUCUACGAGCGCGGCUUUGGCGACUUAGUUUCUCGCAUCAACCACCAGCUUCACAGCUCCGGCAUGGGCCCUGACGAAUCGCACUUUAUUGGCGUCCUCGAUAUUGCAGGCUUCGAAAUCUUCGAUCACAACAGCUUUGAGCAGUUAUGCAUCAAUUACACCAAUGAGAAACUGCAGCAGUUUUUCAACCACCACAUGUUUGUGCUGGAGCAGGAAGAGUAUGCCAGGGAGCAGAUUGAGUGGCAAUUCAUCGAUUUUGGUCGAGAUUUGCAGCCGACGAUUGAUCUCAUUGAGCUCUCUAACCCUAUUGGCAUCUUUUCUUGCCUCGAUGAGGACAGCGUCAUGCCCAAGGCUACCGAUAAGACCUUUACUGAGAAGCUCAACGCUCUGUGGGAGAAGAAGACUGCCAAGUACCGCCCUUCGAGACUUGGUUCAGGCUUCAUUCUGACUCACUACGCCGCCGAGGUCGAAUACGACACCAGCGGCUGGCUUGAGAAGAACAAGGACCCUCUCAACGACAAUGUCACGCGACUUCUUGCGACAUCAGGCGACAAGCAUAUUGCUGGACUUUUUGCUGAUUGCGCUGACCCGGAUGAUGAGAUUGGUGGAGGUCGCAAUCGCGUCAAGAAGGGCUUGUUCCGGACCGUCGCCCAGCGCCACAAAGAGCAGCUUCACAAUUUGAUGAGCAAGCUGCAUUCCACGCAUCCUCAUUUCGUGCGCUGUAUUCUUCCCAACCACAAGAAGCGCCCUAAGACUUUUAGCAACCUUCUCGUUCUGGACCAGCUGCGCUGCAACGGUGUGCUGGAGGGUAUACGAAUCGCCCGGACUGGUUUCCCUAACCGACUUUCAUUUGACGAACUACGUCAACGAUACGAGGUUCUUACCCCUAGCAUGCCCAAAGGUCAUGUGGAUGGCCAGACAGCCGCGACCAUUAUGCUAGAGAAACUUUGUCUGGACAAGGCGCUGUACCGCGUUGGUCUAACCAAGGUCUUCUUCCGUGCUGGUGUUUUGGCGGAGUUGGAAGAGCAGCGCGAUGCACUGAUUACUGAGAUAAUGUCACGGUUUCAGUCAGUUGCGCGGGGCUUUGUCCAGCGACGUGCGGCGUACAAGCGACUCUUCCGAACAGAGGCUACCAGAAUCAUUCAAAGAAACUUUAACGUCUACCUGGACCUUGUGGAGAACCCUUGGUGGCAUCUUAUCGUCAAGAUGAAGCCUAUGCUUGGAUCCACCAGAACUGCUUCGGAAGUCAAGAAGAGAGACGCCAUGAUUCAGCAGCUGAAUGAAAAGAUGCGUAUUGAACUCGAGAACAAGAAGAAGCUUGAGGAGGAGCGACGCAACUGCUUCACCGAGAUUGCUCGUGUCCAACAAACACUUGAAAGUGAGCGAGCGCUGGCGUUGGAUAAGGAAGAAAUCUUCAAGCGGCUUCAACAGCGGGAAGCUGAGCUCGAAGAGAAGCUUUCCGGUGCCUUGGAAGAUCAGGAGCGCCUAGAGGAUGAGCUUGACGAAAUCAUGGAAGCGAAAGUCCGUGCCGAGCAAGACCUUGAAAGGCAUCGCACGCAACUCGCCCAGGCUGCUAGCUUGAUUGCAAAGCUGGAGGAGGAAAAGAAGACACUCUCGACCAAGUCAGCUGAACUCGAGCAAUCGCUAAACGACAUUUCGCAAAAGCAGUCUGAACGGUCCAAGCAGGAGGAGGCUCUUGAGCGCGAGAUCAAGAUGCUCCAGAGUCAAUUGUCCCUCAAAGAUCGCAAAGCGCAGGAUCUUGAGAGCAAGCUUCUUCAGGUUGACCAAGAAACGCAAGUCAAACUCCAUGAGACGCAAAAGGAGCUGGAUUUGACAAAGACGCGCGAAGCACGUGCCGUACGAGAAAACCAAGACAUCCAAAAGCAGCUCGCGCAACUAUCCAAGACUUCUACCGAGUACGAAGAUCUCGUCCGCGACAAGGAGAGCGAGCUGUCACUACUUCGCAGCGACAAGAGGCAAUUCGAGUCUGAGCGCCGCGGCUUUGAGGCGCAAAAGAAGGCUUUAACGGAAGACAUUGAGAAGACCACAGCCAAGUCCCGUGACAUCCAGGCCGAGCUCGUUGCGUUGAAAUCAAGGCACUCCCAGCUCGAGAAGGAGUCCGAGGAUGCCAAGACUCUGCUGGAGGCCCGCCUGUCGCAGGAUGCUCAAGCCGACAAGACCAGACAGCAGCUCGAGUCCCAGAUCAAGCGCCUCAAGGAAGAGUUAUAUCAGACGCAGAUGGAUCUCAGCCGAGAGAGGCAAUCCCGUGAUGACGUGCUGCUCUUGGGUGAGCACAAAUAUCAGGCUCUCAAGGACGAAUUUGACAAUCUCAAUGAGUCCAAGAUCAUUAUCGAGAAGGAGCUUUAUGUGCAACAAGAUUCUCUUCGAAGACAUGUCGAAACUCGCAAGGUUGUUGAACAGGAACGCGACGAAGCUCGUGUCGAGAUUCGGAAACUGCGGGCCGCCAAGGCAGAAAUCGAAGGUGCCCGCGUCCUCGCCGAAGAGAAGCGCGAACUUCAAGCUUCCAAGGCAGCCAAGGAUCGCGAGGCCAGCCUUCAACGAGACCUAGACGCUGCUCACUCUCGCCUUGCAUGGUUUGAGGAUGAGUGUGCCAAGCUCAAUCGCCACAUUGAAGGCCUCAACAAGACUAUGCUUGCUUCUGGGGAAUUCGGGCUCAAGAAUGACCAGGCCAAGGAGCGCAUGGAGCGUGAACUGACUACCGUCAAGAGCCGACUUACGGCAUCCGAGAACGACAACCGGGCUCUCUUAAACAAGCUGCAGCAGAAGGGUCUUGAGAUUGCCCGUUCCACCUCCAGGGCAAGCGAUGCGUCGCGCGGACAAGUAUUGUCUCUGCAAAAGGAAAAGACGAGGCUGGAAGAACACAAUGCUGUUCUAGACAGGCAACUAGGCGAAGCUCAGGUCACGAUUGCGUCGCUUGAGAAGAGAACUGAAAAGUUGCAGCUCGACUUGGAGGAUCUCAACCACGAAGUUGCGCGAGAAGUCAAGACCAGCCGCAACGCCGAAAAGGCCUCUUCCAAUUUCACCGCACAGCUCGCCGAGGUUAACCGUACUCUGGAAUCUGAGCGACAGCUGCGCACCCAGGCUCAGUCAACUGUGCGCACGCUGCAGGCAUCUCUGUCAUCCCGCGACCAUGAGCUUGAGGACCUUCGAGAGCAGAUGCUCAAGAUCCUCAAGACGGUCGAUCCAGAGGCUACGCCUCCGGUUGUGGAUGGGGCUAGUGAUCGUGGCAUUGCCGUUAACUUUGACCUAGUCCGCAAGGUCGAAGAGCUGCAGCAAAACUUGCGCGCUCAGAUUGCGGCACGUUCCAACGCCGAGUCUCAGCUGUCUGAGCUCCGUGCCUCGCGUGGCGACCCCAACCGCCCCAAGCUCGAGGAGAUGCAUAUCAACGAGGCUCCGUUCAACGGUUCGCCGACGCAGAGGAAGACCAAGAUGCGACGGGUUUCCAACACAACGACACCAACCCGUCGCAACCAGCAGCCGGAGUAUGAGCUUAUGGAUUCCGCUCGCUCGGACAGAACCGCCGACACUGCCGUCGUGAACCACCGCAUGGACUUGAAGGCUGAAGUCGAGGAGCUCCACAACCAGCUCCAGCUUCGGGAUAUGCAGAACCGCCACCUGCAAAGUCAGCUCGAUCGCGCAACUCCUGGUCCCGAUAGCACCUAUGAUGAGCAAAGCCCGUCCAUCCGCCGCAUGCAAAAGCUCGAAAAGGCCAACAGUCGCCUACACGACCUCUUGGACGACUCUGCUCGGAAGGUCUCCACUCUCGAGAAGAACAUUCGCACUGGCGAGCUGUCACUCCGCGACAUUCAGACGCGCUCCCUUGAGGAAUUGCUCGACGCUUUCAAUAACCAGGAAGAGUCUCGCCGCUCGCUUCUUCACAGCCAUAAGGAUGCUGUAGCGGAGCUCACGGAAGUCAAGUCUCACUUUGAUAAACUGCGCCACGACCGCGCCAAACUGGAGGUUGAGGUUCGUGAUGUCAAAUCAGACUUGCAAGAAAUGACACAAGCCCGCGAGCAAGAGGCACAGAGCCGCAGCCAACUGCUUCAAGAAUACACCGAUCUCCAGAUUCGCCUGGACGCGGAGACGGCUAGACUAGCAGAUGUGAAUUCCAGCCUUGAAACGUACAAAUCACGUGCAGAUGAGUACUUUGGCAAGCUGGAACAGGCUGAAAUUACCGUUCUCAAGGCCACCCGCGCUGAGCAGUUUGCCAAGUCUCAGGCCAGGGAAGCUGAGGACUCUCUGGCGGAGACGAUGGCCGAGCGCCAGAAACUGGACAACCAGAUUGAGGAUCUGCAGAGACAGAACCAACGGUUGGAUGAAAAACUUGAGGACAUUUCGACUGACUUGGAGGGGGCACUGCAAUCAAAGAAGCGACUCCAGCACGAGCUUGAAGAUUACCGCAGCCAGCGCGCCAUGGAUAUCGAGGACAAGGAAUCUAGCAUGGAGCAAACUCGCAAGAAGUACCAGGCUGAGUUUGCUACCCUGACCAAGGAGCUUGACCUUGCGCGCGAGGAAAAGCUGUACAAGCAGACUGAGAUUACCAGGCUGAGAGAAGAGCUUGACGACCUCCGAUCCAAGUGGGACGACGAGGUUCUCAACAGCUCUACUUGGUCCAAGGAGAAGGCCCGCAUGGAGGCGACUCUGUCCGACGUAUCGGCCUCGCGCGAGGAAGCCGCGAAUGCGCAUAGCGAGGCCCAAGGAAAGGUCGUGUCUCUGUUGUCGCAGGUACGGACGCUACGAACUAGCGUAGAUGAGAUCACCGGGGAGCGCGAUCGCCUGAUGCGGGAGAAGCGCAACGUGGAGAGCCGCCUGGAGGAAGCCAAAGCUGGUCUGGACGGCCUCGCCCGCGGCGAUAGCGCAUCGCUGCGAGAUGCUGCCAACAUGGACAAGGAGGUCCUAGAGCUCAAGUCAAACCUGGCGAAGCAAGAGGACAUUGCGACUGCCGCGGUGGAAAAGAUGCGACGGUCAGAGGCCCUGGUAGCUGAGAUGCAAAGGGAGGUUGUCGCCGAGCGAGAGAACAAUGCUGCAGUGCUCUCUCAAAAGGCAGCCGUGGAGCGAACGCUCAAUGAGGCGCAGCUGAAGCUGGUGGAUCUGGAGACGAAGGGGUUCUCCAGCGCCAGCCAGGACAUUAAGUUUUUGCACAAGAGGAUUCAAGAGCUUGAAUCACAACUCGAGAAACACGAGACGGAAAAGUCGCAGUCACAGCGAUCAACGCGAAAUGUCGAUCGGGCAGUCAAGGACCUACAGGGCCAGGUGGAGCGAAAGGACAGGCAGAACGCGCAGCUUUCAGAAGACGUCAACCGGAUGCGCGAAAAGGUCGACAAGCUUCUGAAGACGAUUGACGAACUACAAGCGUCAGAGUCGGCUACGCAGCUGCUGACGCGACGAGCAGAGCGCGACCUGCGGGAGGAGAAGGAGAAGUCACUGCGCCUGGAGCGCGAGGUGGACAGCUUGAAGACGUUUAAGAGUGGUGGGAGUCUCAAGACGAGCGGGAGCCUCAGGACGGGCGGGAGCAUUCGCAGUCGGAUCAAUGCGCUUGGGGUGAUUGAGGAUGAAGAGGAGGACUCGAGCCUGAGUCGGGCGCCGAGCCUGACCAAGGGCUUUAUCUAA
Molecule: messenger RNA, 7158 nt
Organism: Cordyceps fumosorosea ARSEF 2679
Lineage: Eukaryota; Fungi; Ascomycota; Sordariomycetes; Hypocreales; Cordycipitaceae
Product: myosin-11 (Myosin heavy chain)
Exons: 3
Coding region: 1-7158 (2385 amino acids)
Biological process (GO): actin filament organization; vesicle transport along actin filament
Cellular component (GO): cytoplasm; vesicle; actin cytoskeleton
Molecular function (GO): ATP binding; actin filament binding; microfilament motor activity
Source: RefSeq, a predicted model, not a curated record